Molecule: messenger RNA, 1623 nt
Organism: Arctia plantaginis
Lineage: Eukaryota; Metazoa; Arthropoda; Insecta; Lepidoptera; Erebidae
Source: the annotation of a GenBank genome assembly
AUGACCAAUGAUGACAAAGAGAAAGAGACACGUGAUAUAUCGGACUUGCUGGAGACUUUUGGCAAAUAUCAGAUUAUACAGUAUAUGUUGAUAUGUCUACCAAUAAUAUUUGUAGCCAUGAUUAGCAUUAACUUCGUGUUUACUGUUGGCGAUGUUGAUUACCGAUGUCAGAUUGAUGAAUGCGAAGAGGCAAAUUCGACAGCAGAAUUCCCAAUUUGGUGGCCUGAAACAACUAGAGAUAGAUGUUCCAGGCCUGUACUCAGCAAAGGAGUAAAAGUGUGUUCCAACAGUAGUUUCACCGGUGAACUGGCCACUUGUGAUCACUGGAUAUAUGAAAACAAUAACACUGUUAUUGCAGAGUUGAACCUGGCCUGCCAGCCAUGGAAAUCAAAUCUGAUUGGUACGUUCCACAACUUGGGUAUGAGUAUUUCUAUAGUUGUGACUGGUUGGAUGUCGGACAGGUUUGGUCGUAAACCUACGCUAAUAUUUUGCGUGUCUGGAGGUAUUAUCGGACAAAUUAAGACCAUCGCUACCUCUUAUUACAUGUAUAUUGGUAUAGAGUUCCUGGAAGCAUGCGUCGUUGGAGGAUCUUACGCUGUUGCCACCGUUAUACUAUUGGAGAUAGCAGGAAAAAGAUACAGAGUACUUGCAGGUGUUCUUUUUUCAUACACUGUAUACUUUGGAGAAGUUGUAUUCGUCUGUAUCGCAAUGCUGGUACCCUAUUGGAAGACGCUGAUUCAUAUUAUAAACGGCCCUAGCAUCUUUUCUAUACUUUUGUUUUUCUUAAUAAACGAAAGUCCCAGAUGGCAGAUCGUAAGUGGAAGAGUUGAAAGUGCAAAAACAAAUUUAAAAAGAAUUGCUAAAGAUAAUAAAAUAUGUAUUAGUAAUGAAGAAUUAGAAAAUAUUGAUGAGGAUAAACUAAAAGAAAAGUUUGACAUUAAAAGUUAUGAGGUCAAAGAAAAUUAUAUAGAUGCUUUCAAAUCCAAAGAAAUUACUAAGCGGUUGUUUGUUGCAUGUAUAUGUCAAUUUACAUCCAACUUUGUAUAUUAUGGAAUAAUGAUAAACUCUGUUUGGCUGCCAGGAGACAAACAUCUGAACUUUCUCCUCUCUUCACUAAUGUCUUUUCCUGGAGAGAUAAUCUCUUUGUAUUUGAUGAACAAAGUUGGGAGGAAAAUUCCAUUGCAGGCUGGAUUUUUAACAUGCGGAUUGCUAUGCAUUAUCUCGGUGCUAAUCCCAACAGAAUAUUCAUCGGUGAAAUUGUCAGUUGUUCUGCUAGCUAAGGUGGUCAUAUCGGCGUGCUAUACAGGGGCAAUAACGUUUGCCAUGGAACUAUUUCCCACCAGUGUGAGAGGUUCACUGUUUGGUCUAGCGUUAUUUACUGCUGAGAUAGGAGGCAUGCUGGCACCGCUAACGCCAAUUUUGAAUAAUAUAUCAAAUAUAGUACCAUUCAUGUUCUUUGGAUGCGCCACCAUUAUCGCGGGUGUUCUCCUCUACUUGGCUCCAGAGACCAAGGAUAUGCCUUUGUAUGAUACCAUUGAGCAAAUGAAAAACUCUGGAAUAACAAAUGUCGUGACAAAAAAUAAUAACGUCAUCACUGACGUAAAUGCUGACAAUUAUAUAUGA